CUGCUGUGAUGUUGACUUUGGAAGGAGUUGACGCCAACCGAGUGCGUUAAAUAGCGGCGGCGACGCCCGGCGCAAGAGAGGAGAGAGACAGAGAGAGAGAAGCAGCCAGCGGCACGCGUUCUCUGGGUCUGCACGGCCGCGGUGACAGGCUCGCAAUGGCCACCUCUUACCACGUGCUGCUGAUGAGCGCAUGCCUGGCACUGGGGGCGCACGGCUUUACGAGCAGGAGAUUGAUGACAGAAGUUGGUUCAGGGUUCACGGUGCGCAUGUACGUGGAUGGAGACCGGAGUGAGCGCGUGCACGGCGAGGGGGUGAAGGUCAUGUGCUCCGUGACGGGCCCAACGAGCGCCGACCUCGUGUGGCAUCACCCAGACAGCGUGACGGGGCGAGUGACCAUAGGUGCCAGGAAGGAGCAGGAGGUGGAGGAGGAAGGCGUCGUCAAGAGCAAGGUGCAGGAGGUCCUGCAGGUGGGGAAGCUGAGCCUUGGAGAUGGAGGAGCCUACGGGUGCCACAUCCUGGACCACAAUGACCUCAAGGGCAACGUCGAUAUCGUCGUGAGAGAGCACAUCGACAUCCCAGACCGAUGUGAGGAGGGAAAUCUAGAUGCUGUUGCCAGCUCCUUAGAUGGGAUCACGUACAUCUUCAAAGGCCCCGUCUACUGGAAGAACUUCGGGCCCAACGCUUCCAUGGGGUUCAUCGAUUCGGACUGGAAAAUCCCGAACGGCUCGAUUAGCGCGGCCUUCAGGCGGCACUCGAAGGGCAACGAGCAUCACUACAAGACCUACAUCUUCAAGGGCGGUGAAGUAUGGCGCUACGUUGGGACGACACUGGAGCCCGGCUUCCCAAUGGCCAUCUCGGCCGCGUUCCCAGGGGCUCCGGCCUCGCCUGACGCCGUGGUCGAGUGUCCCGCCGAGGACUGCCGCUCCGACUCCGUGCUCUUCUUUAAAGGUGGCGAGGUGCUCGCAUGCGACCUCUUCACGGGCGCGUGCAAGCGGCGCUCCUUCCCAGCCCUCCCCGCCUGCUCCGCAGUCACUCGCUGGCUCGGCCGCUACUACUGCUUCCACGGACACGAGUUCUACCGCUUUGAGCCCAUCACGGGCCUCGUGCCGCCCGGCUACCCUCGCGACGCCAGAGUCUACUUCCACCACUGCCCGGCAGACCACGUGCACAAGAAGGGGAGCAGCCGCGACCCGUGCCACGACACCAACGGAUGCAGCGGUCGCAGCCUGGAUGCCCUCUCCGUGGGCCCCGACGGGAGGAGCUUCGCCUUCCGAGGAGCGUGGUUCUGGAGGCUGGACACCAGGCGGGAUGGAAUGCAUCCAUUCCGGAUCACAGACUCCUGGCCCGGAACUCCUCUCAACCCGGACUCGGCCUUCGAGUGGAACUCAAACAUGGUGUUCACCAAGGGCGACCUCGUGUGGAUAUUUAAGGGCGAGGGUUCCUUCGUGCUGCUCUCCGGGUUCCCAAAGCCAAUCUCCACCGAGUUCCCUGGGCUCCCUGCAUCCUGGGACUCAGCAUUCAUCUGCAGCGCUCACCCCAACAUCCUGACCGUAACCAAGGGUGGAGACGUGUGGAUGUACGAGCUGACCUCACGCACGGUCGCCUGCCGGGGCACGGUGCCAGGCCUGCUGGGAGGCAACUCGGUGAACGCGGCGUGGUGCUCGCACGCCUCUGUGUCGCUCGCGCUCGGGGACGAGCUCGUCGCGCUCACGCACAGCGGGGCGCGUCCAGCCGAGCCUCACUGCGGCCUCGCUUUGGCCCCUGGCGCAGGAACGGGCUCCGUGGCCAAGGAGCUAUUCCACUGCCCUGCGGACGCGGCAAGGUGCCCGAGCCCCGUGGGCACAGCGUGAUGUAGCGAUGUGAACCUUAUGGCGGGACCCCCCCCCCCCCCCCGGGGGUCGCGAAUAAACGGAAGUCAAAAUCGUAAUUGAUUCAUUUAAUUUUGGCGACUCCGUCCCACCGCCACCCACCAGAAAUCAAUCCUCUCGUUCUUCACCAAGCACCCGUCGUUGCCAACAUUUGAUUAGCGCAUCGUGUAGAGCUCGUCGAGAGGAACAGAUUGCCGUAUCGUUCGCCUUCAACGGACAUAAAAUGAUUUGGUCAGAGACAAUCACGUCAUCCACCAAAGAGUCAUCAUCAAUUACCAGCGGCACUCCCAGCAACAUAGUAACUACCACCAGUAUUACAUCAUCUUCAACGACACCAGCAGCAGUAUCUGCAUCACAAUCCCUCAGCAGCAACAGAAUGGGCAUCAUCACUGUGAUGAUCUCCGUGCACAUCACCACUACCAUCACUUGAAUUUUAUGGCCACUGAAUGGAGUUUUUCUGCAGAGAAUACAAGGAUUCGAUGGCAGUAUAGGGUAAAGGAUUCUAGAUUUGAAGCUUUCGUGACUGCAAGGAUUCAUAUUCUUAGGUUUUUUCGGUAAAUCACGUAGGUAAUUUUUUUAAAUAAAAGUAAAAUAAAAAUAAA
Lethenteron reissneri (Far Eastern brook lamprey) is the source of this 2470-nucleotide messenger RNA. RefSeq names its product hemopexin (gene HPX). NCBI's taxonomy places the organism in Eukaryota, Metazoa, Chordata, Hyperoartia, Petromyzontiformes, Petromyzontidae. The record is from RefSeq and is a predicted model, not a curated record.